AUGGGUAGGACUCGAGGUGAUCGAUAUCAGCCGAAUGACAAUCGACUGCCUGCGGCGCCGGUUGCCAUACCCCAAGAGUUUCAGCCACGGAAUCUGGGCGCAUAUGAUUCCUACAGGCCAGAUCGAAACGCACAGAUCCGUCAAGGUGACUACUUUCAGUGUUAUCUCCAGUACAGAAUUGACACAUACAACGCAGCGGAUUCGUGGAGACCGUACAGAAACGACGACUCGAAUUUGCAGACUGCCACCAAUUUCCAGUCCUCCUACCGUGACUACUUUGGCCGCGCUCAGCACGAGACACACCCUGCCGCCUCAGCAGGACUCAAUCCUGGCGCGUUUGCAGCCCAGACCCCCCGAGAACUACCGUCUUACUAUAGGCCGUAUCAACCUUUAAGAGUGUCGAAUGGCACACGCGAGAGGUAUAUCGUCCAGCACGCUCAAAACAUAUUUGAGGUACCACAGCCACAAACAUCAUCUCGAUACCAGUUCCGAGAGAGACGGCCAGCGCAAAUUGCUCCUUACAGCACUCCAGCCGCACGCGCACCUGCGUCGUCUGCUGAGACUGCGGGUAGACGAGGACAGGCUGGGAGUACCCCGGUUUCCAGAGCUCAGCAGCGCAGGCUAUGGAUCCCCGAUGUCAAGCCUCCUCCCGCCCCGACAGCCACCGAAGAGUACAAGAGACAAGCAGCAUUACCGCCCGUGCUGAGAGAAACACCACAAAAGCUGCUAGUCAUUCUCGACCUCAACGGCACACUCCUUGUUAGACCUCAGCACCAUCGUCCUAAGCACAUCAUUGUGCGACCUGGUGUCCCCAAAUUGUUGGACUACCUAUUCCAGAACCAUGUUGUCAUGGUGUACUCAUCGGCGAAGCCUGAGAAUUGUGCAGCCAUGGUAAGUCAGUUCUUUCAUCCAACUCAAUGGGGUGCAAUGGCUGGUGUUUGGGCUCGAGAUAAGCUGGGCCUCAGCAGAGAACAGUACGACACCAAAGUGCAGGUGUACAAGAAGCUCGAACCCAUCUGGGAAGACAAGAAAAUCAGAAAGAAAGCAGGAACCGGACGAAAGUGGGAUCAGAGUAAUACUGUCCUCGUUGACGAUAGCCAGCUGAAAGGCCUGGCACAACCCCACAAUCUGUUGCAGAUUCCCGAGUUCCUCAACAACGCGCCCAGAGAAGGCGGUCCAGCGCUGUUCAACUGGCAGCGGGAACAAGAACAAAUCGUCUAUUCUAUCCAGCAAAAAUUGGAAGAACUCAAAUGGCAGGUCGAUGUAUCCAGAAUGAUUCGAGAAUGGCAGACAGGCAAGCGACAAGCACCUGGUGUGGUCGACGAGACAGUAGAUCAAAAGGCUCUUCAAGGUGCCCCAGACCGUGGGCUAUCUCCUACACCUAGUGUCGGGUCUCCGGAGCUAAGCGGUGGUGAGGGUGACUCUUCAGUCUCGCGACGACUUCACGCUGCAGAACAGACUCUCCUGUCCGACGCCGAGGUCCUUUCCAGUCUAGAUGGACUCGAGAAUGAAAUUAACCGCAGCCUGAAUCUCAACCAGAAUCCUAACCAAGGCACAGACCCAGCCACUAGUCCUGCGAUUGCUAGCACCAGUGCCAGCAGCCCUGGCGUUAAAAUCCGGGACGAUCGACGAAAGGCCGUGGAGAGGCCAGCAACGUCAGCGAAAGCAUACAAGAGACGGCAGGCCAAAAAGCGAGCCCGGAAAAAGGCAAAGGCAAAGGCAAAGGCAAAGGCACAGGCCAGCGCCAACGCCACCGCAAGAAGAAAGGCCCAAAAGAAGCAAUAG
Fonsecaea pedrosoi CBS 271.37 is the source of this 1785-nucleotide messenger RNA. RefSeq lists its product as uncharacterized. NCBI's taxonomy places the organism in Eukaryota, Fungi, Ascomycota, Eurotiomycetes, Chaetothyriales, Herpotrichiellaceae. The transcript is spliced from 3 exons. Gene Ontology annotation, molecular function: phosphoprotein phosphatase activity. Bases 1 to 1785 code for a protein of 594 amino acids. The record is from RefSeq and is a predicted model, not a curated record.